AUGCCUCCAUUGUUCAGCCUCAUUAAUGAUGUGAACCCUUCAAAAAUGACAUGGGCUUUGAAGCUCAGGGUCGUAAGAUUGUACGGAGUUCCUACUUAUGGUAGUAACUCUGAAUUGUGGACCCAAGAAUGUGUAUUUCAUGAUGCAGUGGUUGGUAGCUAUUGGGUGUAUGGCAAAAUUGCUUCUGUGGAGACAAAUGGAAACUGGUGGUAUAUAUCAUGUAACAAGUGUCCUAAAAAACUGACUCCUGCUGGUGGAAAAUUUUACUGUGAAAAAUGUGAUGUUCUGGACUCAAAUGGCAAGAUAAGAUACAAAAUUCAAAUCCGAGUGGUGGAUCAUACUGGAAAUGCUGCUUUCUUAAUGUGGGACAAAGAAUCUACUGAGUUACUUGGAAAAACUGCACCAGAGUUGAAGGCCAACAAUGAUGAAGGGGUUAUCCCGGAUGAAAUUGACAACUUGAUAGACAUGAAGGUUCUGUUUAAGGUCCAAAUCAGAUCUGCCCAACUUGGUGUUUCCAAUGGUGUUUACACGGUGAUUAAGUUAACAAAGGAUCGUUCUCUAAUUUCAAAAGUUCGUGGAGCACAGCUGGAUAGUGAGGAAACUAAUAUUUUCUCAAACUUAAAUCAUGCUUUGGAGAGUGACAAGUUUUCUUCUUCCGUGAACAAAGUUAAGACUCCUAUAGAAGUCUUGAAGGUAGCAUCUGAUGAAGCUACUGAAAGCACUGGUCUGAAGAGGAAUCUUAUGGAUGAGUUUUCAGCCACCGGAAAAGGAAAGAAUUUGAUGGUUCAAGUGAAGAAAGAAAAGGAAUGA
Molecule: messenger RNA, 810 nt
Organism: Striga hermonthica
Lineage: Eukaryota; Viridiplantae; Streptophyta; Magnoliopsida; Lamiales; Orobanchaceae
Source: the annotation of a GenBank genome assembly